CGAUUGCAAAUAGUGUGCAGGUUUGAAUUAUUGGUUACACAGAGCUUCGGGAUAAAUUAUCCGGAUGGUCAGAUCGAACACAGCCAACAAUUCGAAAAUGGCUGCUCUCUCCCAGCGCUAGAACUACAUGCGGAAAUGGACUUGCAACAUCACGGACGAUGUCGCUUGUGACAAGGCGUUCCGCCACUCGAACGACGGAUUCAAGGCCCAUGUACAAACGGUACAUGUCUUGGAAUGGCCGCGCCAUGGCCGUACCCUUUAUGGCCUAAAGAUUGACGCGCCGCCGCUCGCUCCCGUUGUGGCCCCAGAACCUCUUCGUCCUUCCGAUGUCCCACUUGGUGAGGCCAUUGGCCGACUCCAGGUGCUUGUGGAACACAACUGUGUUGCACAGGCCUCGUUUCUGAUUCUUCUUCGUGUAGCCCGUCGCCUUGGCGAGGAUAUUCCGGAGCUGGAAACUCUAAUUUCUUCUCUGAAGGAGCCGUCUACCGAAACCGUUGUAGAGCCAGCGGACAUUCCAGCAAACCUCCGGAGCACGCGUCCAUCCUCGAAGAAAGGACCGGCAGCUAAGAAAGCUAAGAAGUAAUAAAGUGUAUUUG
This is a messenger RNA of Aphanomyces astaci, 596 nucleotides long. RefSeq lists its product as hypothetical. Lineage: Eukaryota; Oomycota; Saprolegniomycetes; Saprolegniales; Verrucalvaceae. Bases 128 to 583 code for a protein of 151 amino acids. The transcript has a single exon. The record is from RefSeq and is a predicted model, not a curated record.